AUGUCUACUGCCAAAGAACGUCUGAUGCUUCUCAUUCCUUCCACUGUGCUCGAAACACUCGUAAUCAUCGCAACCCAUGUAUAUGCAGAGCGUCCUGCCACAAUCUUCCUCUAUGCCCUGACAGCCAAUUUCCUUCUUUUGGCAAUAUGGAGGGUCUUCAUAUGGCCCUUUUUCUUCAACCCCCUUCGACACCUGCCUACAGUCCGGGGCCCCCUAAUCGGAGCAAAAGUUUUCAUGCUCCACCCUCGCGGCAGCAUAACCCUAAAUUGGCUCCGAACAAUCCCAAACGAAGGCCUCAUCCACUUCCGCGAAGCUCUGAACGACAGCUUUCUGUUAGCUACAAAUCACAGAGCAUUGAUGGAUGUCUUGCACACUAACAGCUAUGAUUUUGUCAAGCCACCAGGCGGACGGGAGUUUCUAGCUCGUGGGCUGGGGUACGGACUUAUUCUCUCUGAAGGGGAUGCUCAUCGUGCACAGCGGAAAGCUGUCACUCCUGCGUUCACGAUCAAGAAUAUCCGGGCUAUGUAUCCCCUGAUGUGGACGAAGACGCAGCUCUUUUUGAGUCGGUUGGAGAGCGAGAUUAGACUUCAUGCCCUGCCGGGCUUGCACAAUGCGAAUCCGGCUGGGUUUGUUGAGAUUGGGGGGUGGGCUAGUCGAUUGACUUUGGAUAUCAUAGGUCCUGCUGCUAUCGGCCGCGACUUUCAGUCAUUGGAGAAUGAAAACGACCCAGUGUCGCAGAGCUACUCUGCAAUCUUAAAGCCGUCGACUGAUCUGAUCGUCCUUUUUGGUGCCUCGCUGCUUCUGCCCCAGUGGCUGGUAAGAUUGAUUCCUUGUAAGGCUAAUAUUGUGCUCCCGCGCAAUGUCAGGUACCUGCGACAGGUAUUCCACGACAUUGUGCGCGAGAAACGCACGCUGCUUGUAUCUGAGAAAAUGGACCAUGAAGCUGCCGACGGUGAUAUUCUAGGUACAAUGAUGCGAGGUGGGGAGUUCAGCGACAGCGAGCUGGUGGACCAGAUGCUUACAUUCCUUGCUGCGGGGCAUGAAACAACAGCUGGGGCUUUUACUUGGUGCUGUUAUCAUCUUUGUGUAGAGCCCCAUAUCCAGGAUAAACUGCGUCAAGAAAUCCGCCACUCGAUUCCUUCCCCAGCCGACUUGGUAUCCUGGCAAGACCUUGAAGGUAUGCCUUAUCUCAACGGCGUAUGCCAGGAAGUACUUCGUCUAUACCCCACCGUCCCAAUGACAGGCCGUGAAGCCAUUCGUGAUACUAUGAUUGCAGGGAAGAAGAUACCCAAAGGCACAACGAUCGCACUUUGUCCGCAGUCUAUUAAUCGGAGCCCGGAGUUCUGGGGCGAGACUUCCGAUCAAUUUCUGCCUGAGCGAUGGAUUGACACCGAUACUGAGACCGGGAAACAAACUCCUAAUAAACAUGGAGGUGCGACGACGAAUUUCGCCCAGAUCACUUUCCUUCAUGGGCCUAGGGCGUGCAUUGGGAAGGAUUUCGCGAAAGCUGAGUUUCGCUGUGCGGUCGCGGGGCUGUUUGGUACUUUCCAGUGUGAAUUAAAGGAUCCAAAGCAGAAGAUCACUUUUGGAGGGACAUUGACUAGUCAACCUUUGGAGGGAAUGCAUUUGAAGUUGAUGAAGAUUGGGGGCUGGAAAUAG
Molecule: messenger RNA, 1659 nt
Organism: Penicillium nucicola
Lineage: Eukaryota; Fungi; Ascomycota; Eurotiomycetes; Eurotiales; Aspergillaceae
Product: cytochrome P450
Exons: 4
Coding region: 1-1659 (552 amino acids)
Molecular function (GO): monooxygenase activity; iron ion binding; oxidoreductase activity, acting on paired donors, with incorporation or reduction of molecular oxygen
Source: RefSeq, a predicted model, not a curated record